Messenger RNA from Candida albicans SC5314, 1728 nucleotides. RefSeq lists its product as uncharacterized. The transcript has a single exon. Lineage: Eukaryota; Fungi; Ascomycota; Pichiomycetes; Serinales; Debaryomycetaceae. The coding region runs from base 1 to 1728 and encodes 575 amino acids. The record is from RefSeq and is a predicted model, not a curated record.
AUGCUUAAACGAAAACUUUUAUAUGCUUUAGGAUUGUUGGUGAACUCUUCAUUAUCAUUGACAAUUCAUUCUACUUCUUCAAGCUCAAUUGCUUCUCCGUCUGUUGCUCAUCCACUAGAUGAUAACACCUAUUUUUAUCCUCGUCCAACCCCAAUUUCAAAUUGUGAAUUAACUUUUUCAACUGAUGAAUAUACUACUACUGUGACUUUUUCCGAUGGUUGUCCAACUGGAUCGGUUGCACCACCACCAAAUUUCCCACCAACGGUUCCAUAUGGUUGUACUUAUUUUGCCUCCAAAACUUAUUGUCCUUACAAUUGUGACACAUCUACAGUUCAUUAUUAUGAUUACAUUUAUUCAGUGACUAGUUGUCCAGAACAACUGUGUAUUUUUGACAAGUCUGGUGGAAGACCAUCUUUUAAAUGUGAACCUACAACCCUGAGUGAACCAUGGAGUUCGUAUAUUUUAUCUGAUGUAUCAUCUGAGGUAUCAGUAACCUCCAUUGUUGAUAGUGUAUCCCAGGAUAAUAGUACUUGGCACGAUAAUAAUUCUAAUCAAAAUGCUGAAGUAACUGAAUCAAAUAAUGAUGACACAACAGAGCAUCAUCCAGAACCAACUCAUCCAAUGACAACACAAAUGCCAGUUACUUGUGAAGUUACUCAAACACAUUCCCAUGGCCAUUCAUGGAACGAUGUUUCAUGUAAUUAUUUGCCAAUUGAAUGUACCAAAACAACAACAUUCAAUGUCCAUAACCAAACUUUAACAUACAUUUGGUGUUCUUCAACAACAAUUGAAUUAUUCCCAUCUGGAGAAACUACAACUACAUUCUGUCCUUAUGAUACUUGUUAUGACUACCUACACCACACUGAAAAUAAUAGAAAUACUAGAGUUGACCAAGGUGGGCUUGAGGGUAAUACGGGUACUGGUACCACUGUCGCUCCUGCUGCUCCUGCUUCUACUACAAAUGCUGGUACCGCCAUCAUUACGAAAGUUGCUACCUUUAUUGAUACCAAUUGUGAUGAAACUAAAACUUUGAAUGAUAAAGCUGAGGGAGGACAUGGUCAUGCCGGCAGUACUGCUAAUGGUGAUCAGAAAACGAUAGCCACGGAAAACAUUCCAAUUUAUAAAACUAUAGAUGGUACUAAUACUGAUUGUAUUAUAAUCACCACCUGUCCUACUCCUGUCACAUUGACAGUGACUCAAGAAAUUACGAAAACAGAAACAGUGACUGCUUACAAUACAAUUACUAUUAAUGAUGAUGGAGAUAUUUGUAUUGUUACCACAACUACAAAUGAGGCAAAAACAACUGAACCUUCGUAUGAAAAUCAAGUUACAAUUACAACACAUGCUAUUGAAGAUGGAUUCAAUCAAGAGUAUUCUUCUAAACCAAAUCAACCUAAUACUACGAGUGAGCACGGUACUGAAAAGGCCACUACCACGGAAACACCUGAAUCUUCGAAUCAAAAGUCUGAUGACAAAUCAGAAACUUCAAAUGAUGAGCCUGUUGAUGAAUCUGUCGACAAACCAGGUGAUGAAGUCACUGACAAGCCAAAGGACAAACCAAUUUAUAAACCAACUGGUAAACCAGAUAAGGAGUCAGUCGACAAACCAACUGAUAAACCUACUCAUUCAUUUGAGCCUAUAACUUCCACAAUUGGAAAUUAUUCAAUUGAUUAUAGUAGUACAAUGUGGAGAAACUCGUCAACUUUAGCAACUACAGUAGUAAAGUAA